This is a messenger RNA of Hydractinia symbiolongicarpus, 3580 nucleotides long. RefSeq lists its product as uncharacterized. The coding region runs from base 520 to 3564 and encodes 1014 amino acids. NCBI's taxonomy places the organism in Eukaryota, Metazoa, Cnidaria, Hydrozoa, Anthoathecata, Hydractiniidae. The record is from RefSeq and is a predicted model, not a curated record. The transcript is spliced from 10 exons.
UCUUUUUUAAAAGGUAAAAUAAAAAUAAUUUUUGGUAAAUAAUGGUGUUCAUAAAUUUAUCGAUCGAAUAUUCUCAAUUUAACCUAUAUAAUAAUACCGGCACAGAUUGGGUGACAUACGGAUUUAUGGCAUGUGUUUAACGUGAAGAUUCAAAAAAUAUUGUCUAAUAUUAAAUAUAGCUACGUUAGAGAUUAUCUGUUUGAAAGUGAAGACGGUGAAAUUAUUCUGACGUCUAUUCUUCUUCAUGUGGAUCGGACGCUUUUAUGGUGGUUAAUGUCAAUGAAGUAGAAACAUGGAGGAAGUUAGCGAUGUCACAUUUUGAAACAGAAAACUGCACUCAAAUACGAUGCUCAAGUCUCCUAAAAAAAGAGGUAGCAUGCUGUGCACGAUCACUUUCUGUAUAAUGUUGGCUUUACUGAUAUAACAUUUAUACGCUUCAAUGCACAAACUUCAAAAUAUUGAUAUAUUUUCAAAAUAACGGAUAGAAACAGAAGAAACAAUACGUUUUAGAUUAGCUUGAUGAUGUUUUUAAUAGUUAUCGGUUUUUGUGUGUUCUUUCAGACAAGUUAUGUUCUGUCUAGCGGGAUAUUUUUAAAUAACUUUCAGAUAGCUAAACUUCUAGAGAAUGAUGAAAUUGAGAAGAAUUUUAUUAGAAACCUACCGUGUCUACGGAAGAGCAGAAAGUGUUUAGCAGAACGCAUUAAAACUCGUGGAUGGCAAAAUCAACGAGGCAUCAACAAAUUACUCAACAAAGGUUUAAAUAUAACAAAUGAAAAAAAGUUUAUUGAUGAUGUUCUCAAGCUUAUGAUAGCAGAUAAUGCAGAUGUACUGCAAGGUGCGAACGAAGAUGAGUUCAAUGCUCCAAAAGAAACGAAUAAAAAGCGAACACAGUACAUCAAAAAGCGUAAAAAGCAUCGCAAAAAGUCCGAUACGGAGAUUACGACCCGUUCAGAAAUUUUGGAAAUUCCAGAUUUCGUAAACACGUUUGAUUUAAACGACUUCAAUACCGAUUCUUUUCGAAAGCGUUCAUUCAUAGCACGAAAACCAGAGGCUAAUAGUGGCGACAGGGACGACGAUGAUAGCAACGACGAUGACGACGACGAUGACAAUGACGCCGUUGUCAGCAACAAAACAGCCAGUACAGUGGUUGCUUCAAAUCAAGAAAACAUUAACCCUUCCGUCUCCAACAAUACCGGCAUAAUUUCCAGUAGUUUAAAAAACAUAUCUGUUUAUAACCAAUCUGAUAUAAAUAAUAAUGGAAAUGAAAAAUUAAAUCACAACUCUAUUGGAACUAAUAAUACACUUCAAACUAACGCUGCAACAUCAGAAAGAAAUAUUUUAAAUGACACGAGUAGUACAGUGCCAUAUCAGUUGAGUAUAGAACAUCAAAAUAUUAAUGCAACUUUUUUGAAUUCGACGACAUCCUUACUAGAAAACAAUAACAAUAAAAUGCAAGGGAAUUUAUAUUUACCAGAAGAGAAUAACACAUCUCUGUUACAAAGGAAUUUAACGCAGCAAAUAAACGAUACCAUUAACGCUGCUAAUGGGACGACUACGUUUGGUAAUAACAGUACAACAUUGCCUGCUUUUUCUGUAAGAAACCUCCAAUUUCCUGACAAUUAUUCAACAUCGUUAGGCAGUGAUAAGAACGUAACCGUACUUAACUCAACCGCGCAGUAUUUGUCACAAGCAUUGGAGUAUUUAAAUACAAGCGCACCAGCAAAUGUGACAGUUAGUGUUAAUCAAAUUUUGAGUAAUACUUCAUUCUCAUCUAACAAGUCAACACAAUUAAAUAAUGGGUCCACACUUGAUCGGAUAAGAAAUGCUACUAACAUACGUUAUGCUGGGAUAUUAAACAGAACCGCAUCAUUUGAGGCUCUUAAAAAUAUGACAUAUAUCAAGUCAGCAAAAAACGAGACAACGGGCUUGAAAAGAAACAGCUUAGAAAUACACACGCGGAGAAAUCAUAGACGAGUUAAAAAACGGAAACAUUUCAAGUCUCGACAUAAGACAAAAUUAGACAAGGCUUUUGAUGAACAGAUGGCAACUCUAGAAUCGGGGUGGAAUAUCGAGGAUAGCUCCAAUGAUGUCUUUGGGCAAUGGGGAGAUGAAAAGGAAGCAGCCACGCAGGUUGCACCCACAGCCCAAACAAAAGCACGAUUUUAUCAAACUCAGGAUGAAAACAUCGGGAUAUCAAAAAAGCACAAUAAAAGUCGUACGCAUAGAAUUAAAGUCAGCCAUAACGCUAGACACUCACCUCUGAGUCAACAGUCUUUUCACAAUGAAGACAGUUGGAAUAACUAUGACUCGCAAUCUGUACACUGGAACGACUACUCCCAUGAUAGACCUGCGACGGAAUACAAUAGCGCGUCAGCAGCUAAUCCUGUCAUGCAUGCACCAACCGGAACAGUCUCGGAAAUACCAGCAUAUCAAAUGACUGAGAUAGCUCAACCGACAGCUAAUCCACCCCCACCGGUGACUUACACACCGUUUAAUACCGUUGCACCACAGCAAACUGCUCCGGUAUUGCCUACAUCCACAUGGCCAGCAAACACGUCAUAUAAUCCCUCUGCAACGUAUCCUUCUCUUCCUUCCCAAAACAAUUAUAAAGAUUUGUCAUGGACGAAAGACGUACCAGCAGGUAAAGUUAAAGCUACACGUGUGUGCAAACCGGGACCACCGAAACCUGCAAUGCCUGGAAAAGCUAACUGUCUGAUCAUUGGAGAUUCAAUCGCCCUAAGUUAUAGCUACUCAGUCGCAGCAGCGUUAAAAGAUGUUUGUCAAGUUCAGUUGGCUCCUGCAUCCAAAGCAGGAGUUGCUUUAGACACAACAUAUGGUGUACGAUGUCUAAGCAUGUUCUUAACAACAAGUAGCCUGAUACCAACACAUUAUGACGUAGUAGUCUUAAAUUACGGCUUGCAUGAUAUCGAUUAUUUGGAGAAAUAUCCAGAGGAAUACAACAGCAUCAAAAAUUACAAGGGAAAUCUGAGGAAGCUUAAAAGAAGAAUACUGAGGACUGGUGCAGAUUUGAUUUUUCCUCUUUCAACACCUGUUACUUUUAGUGAAGAAAAAGACAAGAUUUUGAAAAAAUAUAACCAGGCCGCCAAAAAAGUGAUGUUAAAGUCGAAUGUCACCACUAUCGAUCUUCACUCUCUCGUGAUAAAAGAAUGUGGACCAGUUCCUUUCGAGAACUGUUACAUGAUGAAGAAGCCGCAUGACGUGCAUUACGGCACAGUGGGAUCUAUAAUGCUUGGCAAGAGAAUUGCAUUUGCAGUUAAGGAAGUAUUGGAAAAGAGAAGGCAAAGUAGUACAGGUGAUCUACCAUUACCAAAGAAAAUAAUCGACCUAUCUAAAAAUUCCACUCAGUGUUUCUUACCAGGGACAAGCUGCCCAGCAGGUUAUACAUGCAUGACGAAUAUUGUUGCCCGUGCAGGUUUUGGUUGCUGCCAUUUGAAAGACGGUAUUGACUGCGGUGACUCAUGGCAUUGCUGUCCUAAAGGAACUACGUGUCACCCAGGAUGUACAGACACGCAGUGCUCUUGCAUUACAUCUGAGCCGAGCUAACAUGACGUCACAGUAG